UGUGGCUAAUUUUUCGAGCUGUUGCGUUGUAAAACUGUGUUUGUGUGUUUUCGUGCUCUGUGCAUCGGCGAGAGUGUUGGUAUAUUGCCUUAUUAACGAUGGCAUGAGUGAGUCCAACCAAGAGUGUGUGCGUUGAGUGGGCAAGCUGUGAUAAUGCCUGGGCAUUGCUGUGUACCGUGGUGCCACGGGAACUAUGACGGUGGAGAAUCUGUGCGUGUGUUCACGUUCCCCUCGGACCCUACAAGAAGAACUCAGUGGAUUAAGGCUAUUCACCGUGCGGACUUCACACCAGGAAAGCGAUCAGUGGUCUGCGAGCGCCACUUCAGACUAUCCGACAUGGUAAACACAACAAGCUAUGUGGAUACAAAGACAGGCAGAGUAAUUGAAGCAAAGCUGAGGCUUACCCGUCUUCGACCUGACGCAGUUCCAAGCAUAUUGCCGAGCUGUCCAGCUUAUCUUUCCGCCACAGCCGCAACCACAUCUCGAGAGGCCCCACAUGAAAAGAAAGCUCGUCGAGAGGCAGCUUUACUGCAAGAAGCCGUCAACCUGACCAUCGAGACGCAUCUCGAGGAGGAGCGAAAUAACAGAAUUGACACUUUUCAGGCACUCUUGAACUGUCUUCCGCAUAUCAAGGUUUCAAAAUUCUGGACAGUUUUUACGCAGCAUGACUGUGUACUCUUCCUCAACCUGACUUUUGAUGGUGCCCCAGCUGUCAGAAAAUCAGUGAAAAUCACAGAGGACCUCUCUUUCACGCUGUUUUUUCAAAACGUCGAGGUCACCAAACUUGAUGGCAUCGACAUUCCCAAAACUGUGAAUGACAUUCGGUGCUUGACGCGUCUUCUGGAAGCCGUUGAGGGAUCUGAUGAGACACCUACCUUGAAGUCCGAGGACAAGACCAGUGGCAUACUAAAGCUCGUGGUGUCGCUUCUUGAGGACGUAAUGAAUCAAGAAAUGCAAGACGAGGAGCGACGCGAUGCUUGUACAUUCUUAAGGGAACAAGUCAUGCUCCUUUUAAGCAAGUCACCCUGUACUCUUCAGACUUGCUAGUAUUUUCGAGCCUCCUAUUUACCAUCUCUCCUCAAGCCUAUAGAUACUUGAGGAACUACGGAGGUCUCAAACUGCCGCAUGAGUCAACA
Molecule: messenger RNA, 1136 nt
Organism: Rhipicephalus microplus (southern cattle tick)
Lineage: Eukaryota; Metazoa; Arthropoda; Arachnida; Ixodida; Ixodidae
Product: tetraspanin-33
Cellular component (GO): plasma membrane
Source: RefSeq, a predicted model, not a curated record